AUGAGCACUCCCUACCAUCCUCAAGCCAAUGGACAAGUAGAAAGUAAUAGAGAGAUUAAAAACAUUUUGAAGAAAAUUGUAAAGCCAGAUGGUAAGGAUUGGGCAAGUCGACUCUAUGACACUUUAUGGGCUUAUAGGACUGCUUAUAAAAUGCCCUUAGGUAUGUCACCAUAUAGAGUGCUUUAUGUCGCCCUUAGGCAUAUUGGGCUAUUAAGAAACUUAACCUCUCUCUAGAUGAUGCAGGUAAGAGUCAACUUUUGCAGCUGCAUGAACUUCAAGAACUUAAGAAUGAAGCCUAUAAAAACUCCAUCAUCUACAAGGCCAAGAUGAAGAAUUUCCACAACAAGGCCUUGAGGAAAAGGAAUUUGCAUGAAAAUCAGAAAGUGUGGCUUUAUAACUCUCACUUGAAACUAUUCCCUGGGAAAUUAAAGUCCAGAUGGAAUUGCCCCUAUGUUAUCACUGAAAUUUUUGAUUCAGGUGCAGUUCUCAUCAUAGAUCCAAAGACAAGACAUGAUUUCAAGGUCAAUGGACAGCAGUUGAAGCCUUAUCUUGAGGUAGAACCACCACUAACAAUUGUCUCCUUGAUUUUUCAGGAUAUACCUAAGGAUCAUUGUUGUGACUCAGUCGUUGUAUAUUAAAUCACGCAAAUAUAAAAUUUAUAAAACUAGAAAAUACGAUUUUUUGGAUAUUUAGAAGUAUAAAUAUAUCAAUUAUAAUUCAAUAAAAAUUCCAAAAAAUAUCGGUAAUUUUCCAGGUCAAUCACAGGGAUGUAAUAUAAUAUCUGGUAAUUAUUCAGAAUUUUUCUCAAUGAAUACGAUUUUCUUACAAAUUUUAUACUAGGAAAUAAAAAAGAAAUAUAUUUAAAAUUCACGAAAAAAAAGGAAAUAAGGGUGCGGGCGUCAUGAUGACGUCAGCGCCCGGCGAACGCGAAUCAGGCGGAAACAGAGUUCCGCCUGGUGAUUCUUACGUAAGCGAUUACGGACGAUUUAAUUGAUCAAAUUAAGAUCUGUAAAAGCCGAAAGAAUCGUAAUUGAACGAAGUAUAGUUUGGUAAAUUAAAAUCACACAAAGUAUCACUAAAUGAAGCGUAAAUUAAAUUGAAAGCAGUAAAACAGAGUUCUAAUGUCGCGACGGCGAUGCGUCGGUGAUGUACCGGAAUCUUGAGCAUUCGGGAGGAUCAUCGUGCAGUGUCUACGGCCUCGAAGGCUCUCCUUGGACAAAGAUGACGUGGGCAAUCUCUAGAUCUUCUCGCAAAGUCUAGAGAUCAAUGAAGUGGGUCGUCGAAUCAUCUCUGGCGGCUGUCACCCGGCGGAGAAGAAAAACAGCGACUUUGCGGCUCUCCGGCGGCUGUCACCCGACGGAGAGGAGCUGGAUGGAGGUGGGGCGCGUGUUAGGGAGCUUCAUCUUCAGGUCCGCACAGCAAGAGGAGGCUCUUCAUCGCAUCUGGUACGCUCUCAGGAGGUGGCGACUGGUCUCCCGGCGGAUCGUCCUCUUCUCGACGAUGGCUUGUUCGUCAAUCAAUCAGAGAUGAUUUACUCGAUAGAUUCGCGAUCCUUUUAUCGCGAAUCGUUUAGAAAUUUUAGUAGCAAUGCUCCGCGAAUCACGUUGACGAGAUUUUCGCCGAUGAUCUAGCGAUUCUCGUUGCUUAAUCCUUCACUGACGAUCUGUAGGAAAGUCGCGAUAAUCAGAUAAAAAUAUAUGAAUUUUGACUCUGGGAGGAUUCGAACCCGCACCGAUAGCCUGCCUCUUCUGAAGAAGGUGUGGGUUUAGUCCUACAUCAGUUGUACGCCGAUUUUUCGAGCGAAUAGAUAGUAAUGUUCGCUAUGUGACCAAAGCCCCUUCUCUAGUGUGUACGACCACUCCUUGCCCUAUAGCCGGCUGCCCGCUGGUGAUGUGGAAGGGAAGUGGUGUACGCGUACCCUGUUGGUCCCAAAGCCGAGCUGCUCGAGCCCCCGCUCGCGGCUUACUCCCCGACUGCACUUCCGACCCGCUUGCGCAGGCCCGGCGGGUCCUUCCUGUUUUUGCAAUAUUUUUAUUUUUAUUUGUUCUUCAUUUAUCUCAAAAGUAAGACUGUAAAAAUCGUAUAAAAUCACAUAAUUACCCAAAAAUUCACGUUAAUCAAUUAAAAACCAAAAAUCAUUCUUUAACACAAAUAUAAGUCUAUUUAUCAUGAGUUAAGGCUAAAACUAUAUUAUUUACUAAUUAUUAACUCAUGAUAAUAAAGACUUAUCAAUCAUCCUCAAAUUUAGACUUUCUACCUCACAUUUCUAUCUCACAACUUUUGAACUUAGCCCCUUGUCUUAUUAUUUAGAUUUUGAAGUUUUCUUCCUCUUAUUUGAAUAAUGUGGCAUACACAUACCCUGUCGGUCACCAAGCCAAGCCGCUCGAGCCCCUACUCGUGGCUUACUCCCCGAUUGCGCUUCCGACCCGCUUCCGACCCGCUUGUGGGCCCGGCGGGUCCUUCCUAUUUUUGCAAUAUUUUUAUUUUUAUUUGUUCUUCAUUUAUCUCAAAAGUAAGACUGUAAAAAUCAUAUAAAAUCACAUAAUUACCCAAAAAUUCACGUUAAUCAAUUGAAAACCAAAAAUCAUUCUUUAACACAAAUAUAAGUCUAUUUAUCAUGAGUUAAGGCUAAAACUAUAUUAUUUACUAAUUAUUAACUCAUGAUAAUGAAGACUUAUCAAUCAUCCUCAAAUUUAGACUUUCUACCUCACAUUUCUAUCUCACAACUUUUGAACUUAGCCCCUUGUCUUAUUAUUUAGAUUUUGAAGUUUUCUUCCUCUUAUUUGAAUAAUGUGAGCUAUUGUUGGCUUGCUUUUAAUGCUCUCUUCGAAUUGUUUGUGACUGAUCAACUAGGGAGAAGUGAGGAUAACUCCUAAAAUUUCAGCUUCAGACACAUCAAUAUAAGAUGAUUAGUACCUACACAAAUCGGUUUGCAUUUUCAGUUUUCCAUAUUCGUUUAUUCUCUGCAUUAGGGACAAUGCACAUAAUAGUUUGGGGGGUGCUGUGAAUGUGAAUCUGAAAAUAUAUCAAUUCAUGAUGCAUGCAUAUUUAUUUCAUUCUAUAUCUCGUGGCAUGCAUUCAUCCUAUUAAUUUAAGCCCCAUUUGAGAAACCUAUCUCAUCCUUGCUCUUAAAAGCAUGAGGAACGAAGUUAGGCUCUUGUAGCAGAUCAAAAGCAUCUCUAAAUGAUAUCAACCAUGAAUCUAGACACUUUUGAUUAGUUUUUAAGUUACUAGGAUAUCUAGUAGGGUGA
Spirodela intermedia is the source of this 3251-nucleotide messenger RNA. Lineage: Eukaryota; Viridiplantae; Streptophyta; Magnoliopsida; Alismatales; Araceae. The record is from the annotation of a GenBank genome assembly.